Molecule: messenger RNA, 614 nt
Organism: Eucalyptus grandis
Lineage: Eukaryota; Viridiplantae; Streptophyta; Magnoliopsida; Myrtales; Myrtaceae
Product: protein RADIALIS-like 3
Exons: 2
Coding region: 125-418 (97 amino acids)
Molecular function (GO): DNA-binding transcription factor activity
Source: RefSeq, a predicted model, not a curated record
UCACUUCUACACGUUCCAUUCCCAUUCUCUCCAUCCUUCCCUAGAGCAUCAACUCAUAAUACCUCUCCUUCCAACCCCACCUCCUCCACCACCCCCCACCCAACAAAAAAAAAGAGAGGUAGAGAUGAGUUCGGGUUCGACAUGGACGCCGAAGCAAAACAAGCUGUUUGAGAACGCGCUGGCGAUAUACGACAGGGAUGCCCCCGACCGCUGGCAGAAUCUGGCAAGAGCAGUCGGCGGAAACAAGAGCGUGGAGGACGUGAAGAGGCACUACGAGAUGCUCGUUGAAGAUGUGAACCAGAUCGAGGCUGGGCAGGUCCCCUUGCCGAAUUACCGAAAACUCGCAGGACCAAACAGCAAGGGGUGCAGUUCCUUCAUGGACGAAGAGCAAAGGUUGAAGAGCCUAAGGAUCCAGUGAAGUAUUAGGGAACAGCCGGCUGAUAUCUUGGCGAAGUUCAGAUGAUGGUCGAGCGAAGAAAAUAAAUGCAGAAAAAUGUUUCUUUUCCCUUUUUUAUUAUCAUCUGUGUAGUUCCUAUUUAUUAAAAGAAAAGACCAUGUAUUUCUUUGAGAGUCAUGUUGCAACUUAUAAUAAAAAUUGUCGUUACUUACGUCCA